CCCACAACUCUACCUUGGCUUGGCUUGGAGCCAUGAGUCAGCUUCAUCUCCACCCAAGCCAAAUCAAACCUGAGGCAGGAGCCGAAACUCACAGUCCCUCAAAGCCUAUAGCCAGGUGAUGGAGGACGAGGAGAAGGCAGCGGAGAGCUUGAUGAGCAACAUGGAAGCUGCUCAUUCUCCAUCCCCUAUCCACUGCUGCUGGCUCCGCCUCCGCUACUUGGCAGCUACUAGCAUUAUCUGUGGCUGUUCUUGCCUGGGAGUCAUGGCCCUUGUGUUUGCCAUCAAGGCAGAAGAGCGGCAUAAGGCAGGCCAGUCGGAGGAGGCCAUAUACUGGGGGGCCCGGGCCCGGAGACUCAUUCUGGCCAGUUUUGCUGUCUGGUUUGCUGUCCUUGCUCUGGGUCCCUUGCUGCUGUGGCUACUCUCCUACACCAUUGCGCAGGCUGAGUAACCCUGGUUGGCCUUUGCUGAGAGCCAGUCAAGACCUGGAUCCAAUCCAACAGUGCGGCAGUGCUCAGUUCUGGUGACAGGAGUGGUUCGUGGUUCUUCCUGUCUGGAAGGACGUUGCCCUUCUCGGGAACCAUUGGAAGAGCUCAUCUAGGCUAUUCAAAGCACCUGAGACUUCACGGGGAGGUCAGCCUGCUCUAUUCUUUCAUUACCCUCUGCUUUGUCUCCCUACCCCUCCAUCCUAGGAGCCUCCAUUCAGAGAAAGGAUUGAAAACCAGGCUUGAUUUUAUUAGAAUUUGUUUUGUAAUAAAAACCUUUUUUGGUGAUGAAA
This is a messenger RNA of Peromyscus californicus insignis, 775 nucleotides long. RefSeq names its product transmembrane protein 265 (gene Tmem265). NCBI's taxonomy places the organism in Eukaryota, Metazoa, Chordata, Mammalia, Rodentia, Cricetidae. The transcript is spliced from 3 exons. Bases 119 to 448 code for a protein of 109 amino acids. The record is from RefSeq and is a predicted model, not a curated record. Gene Ontology annotation, cellular component: membrane.